AAUACACAUUUGUUCAGUCAGUCAACCUGCUGCAGUCCCUCGAAAACUCUUCGGUCCCUGCUUCGUUCGUUUAUCUAUCACCCAGUGAAACUCAAUACGUACUAAUCUCCUUAAUACGAGACGAUAAUCCUCACAUUACUUCCACAACAUUGGAUCUACCAAAGAUUUUCAAACCACAAAUCAUCGAUGUACCUAAACAGCCCUCUAAAUUUUUAUCCUGUUCAAGACAUCAUUCCAGUCAGUCUCGUCCAUCCAACUUUUUAUGUAACAUUCCCGAUUUAAUAAGGUGUGAAGAAUUUCCAAGAGUUACAGUUUUACAGUAACCUCUAAGAAAUCGAGUUUAAUUAAGUAACAAGUUUUAAAUAUUAAUUUACAUUUAAAUUGGUUUCGACAACAUGUUAACAACGAUUGAAUUAUAUAACAUUUGACUCGAGGCUGUAAAGAAUUAGUGGAAAAUACGCUGUUAGAUAAGAAAUCGGACGAGUGGGAAAUUAGUGGUUGUCAUAAAAAGGAAAUAAAUUGUUGUCUCUUCUCGGAAAUAUUUCUCAAGCUGCGAAAUAUGGACUGCACGGACAGGUCUUGUUUCCCAAGCCUGGGGGGAAUCAGUCUCGCCCUGGUGAACUUCCCCGACUUCCCUCCACCCCCACCACUCCCAGCUUUCAUGGCUCCACUCCUCAUUUUCGAAAAGGAUAAUUCCACCGAGAGCUGUGAUCUGUGUUCAAAAUGGGGCUUCGACUCGUUACAAAAGACAGGAGGGGAAGUGAACAAUCUCACUUUUAUGUUGACCAUGGUCGCAAUUAUCUCGGCAUUGUCGGGAGCUGGGAUUAUGGCUGCUAUUCUGAGCAUUAGAAGGAUACGAAAAGGGAGAUCGCACCUCAAUCCAGACUCGAUGCGUCAUUUAGAACGGAAAUGUAACGAACAUCUUCAAACGCUUCCUCUGCCACCGUCGAGAUCUACGAAUUCGACCCCUUUGUCCAAUACGUAUUGUGAAGGGCCGUACAAUGACAACAAUAAGGAGGGCUACAAUAUUUAUGCGGAAUUGCACAAUGCAGCACCAGUCGCAAGCGCUUCUCAGAUAUGGAGGAGACCCCCAAUUCCCGUGCCGCCCAUGGUGGAUAACUGCUACUUGGAACUGAGAGAUUUGCCUGGCAGUAUUGGAUGUGGAGUACCUUGUGCAAAUACGCCCUUAUUUCGCCCCCAGCUUCAAUCACAACCUCAAUCCCCAGGAACAUAUUCCCUCACACCGAGCAAUACCACGACCGCUUCGUAUUAUACGGAUUUGGAGUUGAAAAGUAGAACCAGAGAUGAAGUUCAGUAAGAAUUUUAAAAUGUAUGUGUGUAUUCAUGACCCGGAAAGAAAUGUAUUUAGUAAAGCUUUAAGUGCAGGAAGGAACUUUUUUUUACGUUGAACAAUCAUGACGAAAGUAAUAGCCAUAUCUCGAUAUACGUAUUUAUAAA
This is a messenger RNA of Folsomia candida, 1458 nucleotides long. RefSeq lists its product as uncharacterized. Bases 560 to 1318 code for a protein of 252 amino acids. The transcript is spliced from 3 exons. NCBI's taxonomy places the organism in Eukaryota, Metazoa, Arthropoda, Collembola, Entomobryomorpha, Isotomidae. The record is from RefSeq and is a predicted model, not a curated record.